Molecule: messenger RNA, 4991 nt
Organism: Pseudomyrmex gracilis
Lineage: Eukaryota; Metazoa; Arthropoda; Insecta; Hymenoptera; Formicidae
Product: proton-coupled amino acid transporter-like protein pathetic
Exons: 8
Coding region: 1333-2724 (463 amino acids)
Biological process (GO): amino acid transmembrane transport
Cellular component (GO): vacuolar membrane
Molecular function (GO): amino acid transmembrane transporter activity
Source: RefSeq, a predicted model, not a curated record
UCGAAUCAUCGAAUUGUUCUUCUCUUUACUCUGCGAGAAACUUUUAUUUAUAAUUUAUUUACUUGACCGAAGCUUCGUCCCAAAAAUAUUUUUCGAGCUCCUGUUGUCAAUAUACAAACACGUGAUCUUUUGACAGAAGUGAAUUUAAAUAUUUCAACUUACUCAUUGUAUAUUUAUCGCGCGUACUCCAAAUUGAGCGUCCAAUUGAACGUAUUACGCACAUCUACUAUCUAACUCUACCUCCCUCCCCGGGUUUGACCGUAUAAGCGAGGAAGUAUAGUCACUGACGUGCAAUGACUGUUCGUAUAUAUACCUGGCCAACGCUAAAGGUAUUUGCCCAGUCGUGUGCGGUCUGUCACCGUUUCACGUUAUAAAUCCGUUACUUUGUUUUUUUUUUUUUUACUUGUGAUCCUGAAGAACAGUGAGACUUUUUUGAUAUAUGUAUAUUUCGACAAAAUCAACGGAUGCAACACCACUCACCGCGUCGAAAGAGAAAAAAACGACAAUUAAAAAUCCACAUUUUGGUUUCUUAACGAGAGAAGUUCAUCAAUUUUCCGGACGAUUGUGUGAGAGUUAAUCGAUGUGCGAAAUAAAAUUUGUCUUGCUGUCAAAAUAUCGACCGUAAUUUUUCAGUGUGGAAUUGAAAAAGUUUACGUGCGAACGCACACUGAUGAAUUAUCAGACAACAAUACUGUUGAAAAAUCGGAAAAUUUUUCUCACGGAGUUACAAUCGUCUUUCAUCUUCUUGCGGAGCGCAAGUUCGAAUUAUCUUUGAUUCAACGAGAAAGAUCAACGCAAAGCGGAUAACAACAACAAUCGACGAGCUGACAUCGUCCUCAAAGGACGAUUUACUUGGGAUCGUUGUUUCUUAGUGCAAUUGUGAAUUGUGUGACUUAUCGAAUUUUUGCCGAGAUCUCGUAAAUUAUGUGCCCGCCGAAUGUUUGAAAAUUAAGCCGAUAAAUCGUUAUCUGGUUUGUUAUAUAACAAUUGUAGUAUUUAAAAACGAAAACGCGAAAGAAGACGAAAUCUUGGAUCGGGAUUUACGAUUUUAUUCCAAAAUAUAUGUAUUUUUGCUUUCUACGAGAAGAAAAACAAAAAACAAAAAAUAAAAAAGAGGCAGAGAAGGCGGACAAAGAGAAUAAAAGAUUUCGGAUAAAAAGAAGAUUAGGCGGGAAGUCGAACAAGAAUAUCUCGACAUUUGCAUUCGUUUAGAGAACGAUAUAAACGUGGAUUUAACGUCGUCAACAAGAGGAAAACUACAUUCUACAUAAAUCAAGAGCGCGCAUUUUUUUUUUGCAUUUGCGUCUCGUUGUAAAUUAUAAAAACACUGCCAUGGGUCGAUCAGAAAAAGAAUCAACCACCGGUAAUCCGAUGUCGGAAUUCAGUAGCAGUACGCAGAUAGCUCCGACCGUUAUCGGCGAGUACAAGGAAAAAGAUGAGCUACAAUACAAUCCUUUCGACUAUCGUGACAAACAGCAUGCGACCUCAGAUCUGGGUGCUGCUAUGCACCUCUUGAAAUCCUCUCUGGGAACGGGAAUCCUGGCAAUGCCGUACGCGAUAAUGAACGGCGGGUUGCUGUUCGGUGGUAUUGGCACAAUCAUAAUCGGUCUUAUCUGCGCUCACUGCGUUCAUAUACUUGUACGCACGUCUCACGUGCUCUGUAGACGCACCAAGACACCGCAAUUGACAUACGCCGAAACGGCGUACAUGGCCUUUCUCUACGGACCUAAGAACAUCAGAUCCUGGGCCAACAUGAGCAAGAUAUUCGUAAACACAGCACUGUGCGCGACUUACGUAGGCGGCACGUGUGUUUACGUUGUGUUCGUUGCCACGUCUAUUAAGCAGGUUAUGGACUAUAACACCAACACGGAUAUAGACACACGUCUGUACAUCGUCGCGUUGAUCCCGGGAUUGCUGUUGCUCGGUCAGGUGCGCAAGCUCAAGUACUUGGUGCCGUUCUCAUUGCUGGCCAACUGCUGUAUGAUAAGCGGCUUCGCGAUCACGCUUUAUUAUAUCUUUACCGGUAUAAGAUCGUUCGAGAACAAUAAACUGUUCUCCUCGGCAGGUCAACUGCCCCGUUUCUUCGCAACUGUGAUAUUCGCCAUCGAAGGUAUCGGCGUUGUAAUGCCUGUGGCAAACAACAUGCAAAAACCGAACCACUUUCUAGGAUGUCCUAGCGUACUCAACAUUGUUAUGUCGAUAGUGGUGAGUCUAUACGCCAUAAUGGGAGUCUUCGGUUAUCUCGCCUACGGCGAGAAUUCGGCUCCUAGCAUCACAUUUAAUUUACCUAAAGACGAAGUUCUGGGUCAGACGGUAAAGCUUCUUAUCGCUGUGGCUGUACUGUUUACCUACGGGCUGCAGUAUUUCGUGCCGCUUGAGAUCAUGUGGAACGGCAUGAAACACUGGUUCAGUCAUAAGUACGCAACUAUCGGCGAGACAACGAUGAGAAUAAAUAUGGUUAUGUUCACAGUGGCUGUGGCAGUAGCGAUACCAAAGCUAGACCCAUUCAUCUCUCUGGUUGGUGCAAUAUUUUUCUCUAUCCUCGGUAUCAGUAUUCCAGCCGUCGUCGAGACGGUUUCGUGCUGGGAGAACCACUUGGGACCUUUUAAGUGGCGACUAUGGAAAAACUGUUUCCUAGUUACAUUCUCUGUAUUAGCGUUAAUAUUCGGCACGUGGGUCUCAGUGGAAGAUAUAAUCGAAUUUUAUGGUAAGCAAGACAAAUAAAUAGUAUUUUACUACACAUCACAGUGCCUACCUCUCAAUUCUUUGUACAUCUGAAAUUUUCAAUAGCGCAAUUAAUUAGCGCGCGUGUGUUGUCUGAACGCUAAAUAAUUCAUUGAUUGAUGUGACAUCAGUGAAUUUUGCGUCAUCGAAUUGUGACCGUAAAUGUUUUUCUCGCUUGUCUCCGCCAUAAAGAAAUAUUAUCGCGACUAUUAAAUGUAAAUUCCAAUUACUAGCGGAAUUAAAUGCAAAAAUUGUGGAGCAGAAACAUUAAUCGCUGAAUUUGAUACGCAAACGUUAUGACAUUCAGUGGAGAUGUCCACAAUAAGUAUAUGUGUACAAAGCUAAUGUUAAAGACGAGAUAUAAAAAUUUUGGCAAAAAAAAAAACUAAUAUAAUUUAAUUGCAUUAGUUCUCUAGGUAAACUUUCAAAACAAUUCCGAUUAUUCGGAAUUCUUUACAAUUUCAAAAUUUUACCUCUUCGGUCCACAGCAACGGGAAGUAACCCUCGCUGACGUACGCGAGCAAAUCAACAGGUUGCUGGUUGACUUUUAUAUAUAACAAAUUGCCCUCUUUUAUGACCUAUAAUAUCGGCAUCCCUGUCAUCUCAUGUAUAACUAUAUAUAUCAGUAAAGUGACGUUCCUCAUUCGGGAUGUAAACCUCGCGCGUAAUUUAGUAAAUCAGGAUCAGCGUGCGGAAAAUGCGGUUCAGAAAAAAAGUAGCGGACCGUUCUAAUUAAAUUUUUUCGAUCCAAACAUCACAAACAUUGUAUGAUAAAGCUAUUAUAUAGUUAUUUCACUAUCUGUGUUUAACAAAAGACAAUACAAGAGCGUGCGAGAAUGUUUGUGCAAAUACCUGACAUUUAGUUAGCUCGAUUGAACAUUUGUGGGAUGACAUUUCACUUUCGUCUCAACUUCUAAACAGUAACACUCGUUAUCAUCGCAGAACUUUUUAGACACAGCUUGUAGCGCUUUGUCUCUUCAGUCCUUUUAUUGUAACUUCGUUACUAUAACAGAGGAGCAUCUUUCUGGAAUUUUUAUUUUUUAUACAUGCAACAAAAAUGAAUUAUACGUAUCUACUCUUUUUUAUAUAAAUCUUUUUUAUAUCGUCCGUUUGAAAUAAAAUAUUCUCGCACUUCUAUUUUCACGUUAAAUUGUUAUGGCUGUUGCCAAAUGAACUUACCGACAAGUUUCUGAAGAAAAAAUAAAUAUUUGCGAUACGUGUUCUUCUAUGUCGGAGGAAACGUGAGGAACUCUUUGCCGGAAACAACGUUGCACUCUUCGGUAUUCCAUAUUUCCUGCACGCGACGGUCAUGAAAACUGGUAAUGUUACCAGGACGGUAACAAAUUUUUAACGCCUCUAUUUACGGUAAAAGGUCCUUCGGCCGAAUUGUUUAUCUAUAACAUCGACCGCAAUAUUUAAAUAAAACUACUUCUAUCAAAAUAACUAUAUUGGCAAUCAAUAAAUAGUCGAUAUAUAAGCAAACUGUAAAACUAGUGUAAUGUCAAAGUAUUAAAGUACGUGAUUAAACACGCUGAACAAGUAUGCUCCUUCCUUCGUGGUUUUCACCAUAUUCGGUAGUUUACUGUUUUGCAAAAAUACGCAAAUCGUAGUUAAAUCUGGAUAUUUCUUUGCAUUUGCAUAUGAGUCUCAAUCCAUCAAAGAUUAUAUUCUUAGCCUUUUCUCUUAUAAAUAUUGACUUCGGAUUUGGAUACAGUUUUUGAUAUGAGAUUGCCAAACUGAUUUGUAAAAGUUUCUGGUAACGCGGCCAACUGUAGAAAAUUUAUAUCUUUUUGAUAAAAUCAGAAGUGAUUUGUUCACAGUGAAAUGUUAUGUUCUGUUUAUUUUAAAAAUGCUCACAAAAGUAAGUUAAUUCUUAUUUGAUUUUAUUAUUUUUACCAUAUUAUUAUUUUUUAUUGUACCCAUGUAUCCUAUAUUCAGUACAGUGACAACAUCGUCCUCGACACAUUUAUGCUCUUUUCUCUGUUGAAACUGUAUCUUUUCCUGAAUACAAAUUUAAUUUCAUCUUUAACUUCAUCCAUUUCCAAUAUAUGUCUCUUUGUAUGAACCUAACUAUUAUAAAAAAAGACUUCAUUAUUAAGACUUCAUUAUUAAGACUAACGCAACAAUAUUUUAAUAUUCGAUAAAUAGUAUGAAAUAUAUUUUAUUAUUUUUACCACAAAAAAAAAAAAAAAAAUUUUAGUCUUUUAUUAAAAGAUAAAAAAAGAAUAUAUUAAGUUUCGGAAUUAUUACACUUUUCAUUGAUAAUA